Molecule: messenger RNA, 2197 nt
Organism: Plectropomus leopardus (leopard coralgrouper)
Lineage: Eukaryota; Metazoa; Chordata; Actinopteri; Perciformes; Serranidae
Gene: hbegfa
Product: heparin-binding EGF-like growth factor a
Biological process (GO): epidermal growth factor receptor signaling pathway; positive regulation of cell population proliferation
Molecular function (GO): epidermal growth factor receptor binding; growth factor activity
Source: RefSeq, a predicted model, not a curated record
GUCCGGACGCUCCUUCACUCCGCUCCUCUCACACUGGAACAUCCAGGACGCAGCAGCCCUCUGAAAUAAAACGAAGAGGUCGCAAACAGGCGGAAUUAAUUCAUAAAAACAUAAAGAAAAAAGAAAAAAAAAGCGAAAAAAGAAGGAAUACUUAGAACCGCACGGAACAAGUGGAAGGAAUAUAAACCAUCGCAUUUGUUUCCUAAAAAUCACUGGAAGUUUGGACAUCAUGAGGAUUUUCAGUGUUGUGCUCCUACUGGUUCACGCCUUGGUGGUGUCCAGACCGUCCAGCGGUGCUGCAGUCGACAGGUAUGAGAGCGACCGGCAGCGGCACACAGCUAUUUUCAACUUAGAUCUGACCAGAAACAGGAGGGUGGAGGAGGAGAGCAGAACCAUGAGCGCAACAACAGUGGAGUAUGGCCAGGAAGGCGAGGAAGAGGAGGAGUAUGGUGAUUAUUAUUAUGAAGAUGAGGAUGAAGAUGGCCUGUCCGGAGACUAUGAGGAACUGCCACGAGUUGCCAUGGUAAGCAAGCCCAAAGAUGCCUCCACCACCCUGGAGGCUGAAAGCACUGAAGGAAAGAGAAGGAGAGGAAAAGGAAGAAAGAGGGGGAAAGGCAAGGGGAAGAAGAGGAAUCCUUGCCUGAGGAAGUACAAAGAUUUCUGCAUUCACGGCACCUGCCAGUACCUGAGGGACCUCCACGCCCCGUCCUGUGUGUGCCACCCGAGCUACUCCGGGGAAAGGUGCGAGUUUUUCACGUUGCCUUUGGAGAAGCCUCAGGAGGGCUACAACCGGACCACAGCUCUGGCGGUGGUGGCGGUGGUGCUUUCGUCCGUCUGCCUCACCAUCAUAGGCCUUUUAUUGUUGCUCAGGUUUCACAAGAGGGGAGCGUACGAUGUAGAGAAUGAAGAGAAGGUCAAACUAGGGUUAGCGCCCAGCCACUGAGGAGACAAAGGGAGGCAAAGAUGUGGAAAUUCUACCUCAAAAUAGAAAAAGAGAAGUGAACCGCGAGAGGAGGUCCUAGAGGGGAAAAAAGGAUCGUACAUGAAGAAGGGAACAGAGGUUGUUGUCUGCCUCGACCCCUCUGCUAGACGCUCAGAUGUAAAAUGGGCAGGUGAACAUAUUCCUGAAGGCCUCAGAAGAAGUCGGCCCACCUGAAACUGGAAUAGUAACGGCUCCGGAAGAGGUUUGACUGGAGAUGUGUGACGAGCAGUUAGGCGACGGAAGAAACGAGAAGAAGAAGAAGAAGAAGAAGAAGGAACGUGUCUAGACUCUGCGCUGCUUCUUGACUGUGUGAAAAGAGGUCGUUUCAGACUGAACUGAACAAGAUUUUUAACAUUUUUUUUCUCAACAGACAGCAUUUUGUAUUUUCCUGCACAAGGCCAUCUUUUUUUUGUGUACAGUAAACGUUAUAUUUAUAAUUUUAAUUUAUUUAUUUAAGCUAACUGUAUUUAUAGAGAUUUUAACCACCUUCAACCGUUUUUAAAAUAAUGAUGUUACAGUUGUUUUUAUAUUUCUUAUUGGACGAUAUUUAUUUAUGAAACGGAAAAGCAAACAAUGCAGAAGCUUCUUGAGAUAUUACAUGAAAAGGGGUAUGAUGCAUCUGAUUUCUGGCUUUUAUUUUGGCACUCAGAUGAUCAAUAGCACUGUGAUUAAUCAAUUGAUCGUUGUAUAGAUAUUUUUAAAUUAUACAGUUUCACUGAGAGCAGUGCUUUUCAGGGAUGUCCUGCUCACACUCACACAGUUACACACAUGGAAGCUGCCCAGUACAACCAGUUGGAUCUGUCAGCCACUAAGCCUUGCUCGAAGGCACAUCAGCGGUGGACUGCUCUUUCACUUCCCCCGCCUUAAUGUAUCCUGUAAGUUUGGGGAUCUUCAGGCCACAUUAGUGCCGAUACGUUGCACUGGCUAUGUAUUGAUUAAAGGCAACAUAGAGACUGUGCACUCAGCGACUGUAUUGUUAAGAAACCUUUUAAAAGGGAGUCAUAUAUCAAAUGCACUGUAGCAAGAAUUUGGUAUGAAUCAUGUUGUCUUACCUUCAUUCGAGGAGAAACUCCCUCAGAUCUGUGUUAAGCUGUCAAGCAAAAAAAAUGUGAAUUAAAGUGUUCCACCCUUUCAAAUCCUGUCCUGCAGUUUUGAAGUGACUUUAUUUAUGUGAUUUUUUUUCAGAGCAAAAUAAAAACAAAAGGACUAUCCAAA